This is a messenger RNA of Sclerotinia sclerotiorum 1980 UF-70, 1437 nucleotides long. RefSeq lists its product as hypothetical. Lineage: Eukaryota; Fungi; Ascomycota; Leotiomycetes; Helotiales; Sclerotiniaceae. The transcript has 5 exons. The coding region runs from base 1 to 1437 and encodes 478 amino acids. The record is from RefSeq and is a predicted model, not a curated record.
AUGUCAAGCAUAUCUUUCAGAGGAAGUUCGAAAGGACCGCGGCCCUUAAAAGAAGGAAAUGGUAAAGGGAAACCUUUGACCCGUCCUCGCCUCAGAGGCUCGAGUCCACCUCCUCCACCAAAGUUUCAAGGAAAAGUCUCCUUCGACAGCAUUGGAUCACUUUCGGAGCCCACAGAGAGGAAUACCAGAAGCUACACACAAAACUCUAAACAUGAGGGAUAUCAGUACAAGCGAUCCUCCAGGACUUUUAUGGUCGGCAUAGAUGAAAAUUCGUAUUCGGACAUUGCUUUACAGUGGAUGCUGGAGGAGCUCGUUGAUGAUGGGGACCAAAUUAUCUGUUUGAGGGUUGUUGAUAAAGACUCGAAAAUGAUCACUGACAGAGCCCUGGAGAUCAAGCAAUACCAGCAGGAGGCAAGAGAGCUACUGGAUGCUAUACAGAAAAAGAAUGAUGACAAUAGAGCUGUUAGUAUUGUACUGGAGUAUGCCAUAGGAAAAGUCCAUACCACAUUUCAAAAAAUGAUUCAAAUUUACGAACCUGCAAUGCUUAUCGUUGGAACUCGAGGGCGAAGUCUGGGUGGUUUUCAGGGGUUGUAUUCGCCUAUACCUGUUGUUGUCGUAAGACCUACGGAGAAGAGGUUAAAGAAGAAACAAAAAAGAGAUGCCGAUCCUGCACGCCAAAGUUACAGUCGUAUCUUACAAGAGAGUGGAGUAAAUGGCCAUGAAACAUCAAUCGUUGCAAGCAAUCUCGAGAGCGCGAUCGGCCCUCUUAUUGAGGCGCACGCCGUUGCAGCAGCUCUCGGUUUACCAGCGGAGUUCGAUCCUACAUUGACGCCAUUUACUCUUGAGGGUAGUCGACCUCUCAAAAAGAUAGAUUCCGGCAAAAGCGAAGCAACAAGCUGUACCAGUGGAUUUGAUUCUCGACCUCAAAGUCCAGAAAUGCUUGUGAAGAGUCCUAGUUCUGCACAGCUUGAUAGUCCGAUCAUGAGUGGUGAUGAUUACAGUGAUGGAGAAGGGGACGACGAUGAAGGAGAAUUCGAGGCCGUACCGGGACACACGCUACUUGGCAACGAUAAUACAGCUCAGCCAAACCCGGAAAUCGAAAAGAAGAAGAAGCUCCAUGAGAUGGAGUUCGAAGAAGCAAAAGCUUUGUUUAGAAAAUCAUCUACUGGCUCUACUGAAAGCGUUGAUCCAGAAGGUGGAGGAGAGAAGGGGGGGGAAAGGGGAGGAGAGAAGGGGAGGAGAGAAGGGGAGGAGAGAAGGGGAGGAGAGAAGGGAAGGGGAGAGGGGGAUAGCGGAAGAAGGGAGCGGGGGAGAGGGAAGGAGAGGGAAGGAGAGGGAAGGAGAGGGAAGGAUAGGGAAGGAGAGGGAAGGAGAGGGAAGGAGAGGGAAGGAGAGGGAAGGAGAGGGAAGGAGAGGGAAGGAGAGGUAAUAGGAUGA